GAGCCCGGCCGUAGAGGAAGUGAUCUGCUGCUGCCGCUGCACCCACGUGGGUUGCAUACAUACAUAGCUGCUGCAGAUGGCCUGUGCCCCUGAAUUUUGCCCAUAAAGGAUGGCCCUGCCCGCGUGUCAGAGAAGUGGCAGAUGUUUACUUCCAUCUCUCAAUCAUUACGCUACUGUUUCAAAGGGACGGCACAAUUCGCUCACCGCGUCCUUCCGGCCACUAAGGAAUAAUAAUCCUGUUUCUGCUCAUCGAUUUUUCCAUCAAUAUAUUAUACCGCAGAACUCGGCGAGGAACAGCACUGUGCGGUGGAGAGCGGGAUAUGCUCAGUAUUGCUCUCAGGGUGGUGUACAGGCCAGUCACCCAGAAUGUCAUCUGCCUGCCAUCAGCCAAAACCAACAGACUCUUGUGAUACCCAGAGUGGAUGUGGACACACGCCCAGAAGAAUUGGAGGAUGUUCCAGAUUUGUCACCUUUGGAAGUGCUCACAGAAGAGGAAGCCGGCCUGAUAGAGCCACAUAUUCCAGUCCCACCAGACUCCCUUACCCUUCAGGACUAUGUGGACCACUCAGAAACUCUACAGAAGCUCGUUCUGCUCGGUGUGGACUUAUCCAAGCUAGAGAAGCGACCCAACGUGGGAACUUUCCUUCUGAAGUUAGACUUUGAGAAGGAUAUAAGUAAAAUCCUCUUAUUCCUAAAAGAUCUUGGUUUAGAAGACAGCCAGCUGGGGCCGUUCCUGACCAAGAAUCCCUUCAUUCUCCGUGAAGAUAUUGACAAGCUGCACAAAAGGGUCGCUUACCUGAGCUCCAAAAAAUUCAGCAAGAGUGCAAUCACUCAGAUCGUCGCCCGAGCCCCCUACUUGCUGAACUUCUCUGUGGAUAGACUGGAUAAUCGCCUGGGCUUCUUCCAGAAACAGCUGGGACUCAGUGCAGAGAAUACCAGAGAUUUAGUAACCCGUCUCCCCAGAAUGGUAACUGGAAGUCUUGAACCUGUAAAGGAAAAUCUAAAGGUUUUCGAAAUAGAACUGGGAUUCCGUAAAAAUGAAAUACAACAUAUGGCACUGAAGGUUCCUAAAAUGUUAAUUGCGAAGAAGACGACACUUACGGAAACCUUUGAUUUCGUGCACAAUACAAUGGAGAUUCCCCAACACUUGAUCACUAAUUUUCCACAGAUAUUUAACAGCAGUCUGUAUAGAAUUAAGGAAAGACACCAGUUUCUUACCUUUCUGGGAAGAGCAAUCUAUGACCCGACAAAGCCCAACUAUGUCUCCUUAGAUAAGCUGACAUCUAUGCCCAACCACAUUUUCUGUGAAGAAGUUGCCAAGACUUCCAUACAGGACUUUGAACAGUUCCAAAAAUCCAUGUGAAGUGGCUCUGACACAUCUAUUGCUCUUAUUAAACACGUUUAUGUAUUA
Molecule: messenger RNA, 1411 nt
Organism: Pseudophryne corroboree (corroboree frog)
Lineage: Eukaryota; Metazoa; Chordata; Amphibia; Anura; Myobatrachidae
Gene: MTERF3
Product: mitochondrial transcription termination factor 3
Exons: 8
Coding region: 110-1363 (417 amino acids)
Biological process (GO): mitochondrial transcription; regulation of DNA-templated transcription; mitochondrial ribosome assembly
Cellular component (GO): mitochondrion
Molecular function (GO): double-stranded DNA binding
Source: RefSeq, a predicted model, not a curated record